Molecule: messenger RNA, 2336 nt
Organism: Papaver somniferum (opium poppy)
Lineage: Eukaryota; Viridiplantae; Streptophyta; Magnoliopsida; Ranunculales; Papaveraceae
Exons: 4
Coding region: 455-2011 (518 amino acids)
Source: RefSeq, a predicted model, not a curated record
CACGGGGGUGGUCCCGAAAUAUUUUCUUUCUCUCUCUCCCGCCUCCUGAAAACAAAAAAAAUAAGGGUUUCAUUUUAUGAAUCCGCGGCUAACCAAAAAUUCGGAAAUUCAUCUUCAGUCUUCAAGAGGUUAGUUACGCCAAAUUAAAGCCCUAUAUUUUUUCUUAUUCCCAGAUCUACAGCAAAGAUUACUUUUUUCUUCUUCUAUUUCGUUUAUUAGGGUUUGGUUUUUGUUCCUCACCAUAGAUUUAUAGUUUUACUGAUUCUUGUUGUUGUUAUGUUUUUGAUUCGAAUCUGUUGCGAUUUCUUUGUGAGUGAUUCAGGUUUUAUUCUUCGAUUUUUUGUAGCGUAAAAAGGUGUGCUCUUUAGAACAGUGAAAAAAGUGUAAAAAAAGAUAUUUAGGGUUUUUUUUUCCUGCAAAGAAGUAUAGAAUUUGGGGAAUUUUGAUAACUGCAAUGGUAGAAGGAGGUGUAUCUGAUGGAUCUAUUAGAAAACGUUCUGCUUUUUGUGAUGUCACUAAUGUUAAUGGGAAAAGAGGGCUUAGUGCUUUGUCUGAUGUUACUAAUGUUCAUGGGAAACGAGUGCUUACUUCUUCGCUGGUCAAUUCGAAUAGCAAAAGUGGAAUUGGGUAUGGAGAAAAUAGGGAAAAUAUGGAUUUAGGGAUUGCUAAAAGGGUUUGUCAAGGGCUUGAUAAAUCAGUCAAGGUAAAAUCAAAAUCUGAAGUUGUUGAGGGAACCAAGAAGAAUGAGUUGUUGCAGUUGUCUAAAUCUAAACAAUUAUGUGGUUCAGACAAUGCGGCUUCUGUAGGUAAGUCUCCUCAAGCAAAGGCAGUGCCUGGAGUACCUAGGAUAUCUCAUGAAGUUAAGGAGCCUACGAGUAUGUCAAAGAAAGAUCAUCAUUCUGAAAAGGGAGAAGUAGUGAGGCAAGAAUUGUCAGAAACGGGUACUACUACUAGUAUUUCAAUGCACGCGGGCGAUGCACAGUGUGGAAAAGAUGAGAACUCCGUGCUUAAUGUAACUGACGGGAAAUGCAAAGAUGAUAAAGAAAUGAGGGGUGUUGAAGUUGUUAAAACUACUUCUAGUGUCAUGUGCGAUGGACAAUGCAUAAAGGAUGUGAACUUUUCACUAAAUGAAACUGAUGAGAAAUGCAAAGAUGAUAAAGAAAUGAUUAUUACUGAAGUCGUUGAAACUACCUCUAGUGUCAUGGGUGAUGGACACUGCGGUAAGGAUGAGAACUCACUACCAAAUGUAACUGAUGGGAAACGCAAAGAUGAUAAAGAAGUGAGCAAUACUGAAGUUGUUAAAGCUAAUUCUAGUUCAGUGCACAUGGGUGAUGAUGGACAGUGCAAGAAAGAUGAGAAUUCACUACUAAAUGUAACUGAUGGAAAAUGCAAAGAUGAUAAAGAAGCAAGUAAUACUGAAGCUGUUAAAACUUUUGUUGAUCUGGAUCCUGAUACUGAAGAGUUGACCAUUUCAGAUGUUGGAAAUGAUGACAAGGGAAUGGAUGACGAUGAUGUGACCUCAAACAAGACUAGUUCAACUGUGGGCUUAGAGCCUUCUCAAUCAUCAAAUUCUAAGUUUUACGAACCAGAAAGAUGCACAGGUUUUAAUGGUAGUGGUAGUUCAAACUGUGCUACUGGUCUAGAGAUGCUCAAAACUUGCUCUUGUUCCUUCUGCCUGAAAGCUGCUCAUAUUUGGUCGGAUCUCCAUUACCAGGACACUAAAGGUCGGAUAUCUGCGUUGAAGAAAAGCAGAAAAGAGGUACGAAUUCUGGUAGAAAAGAGUUCAAUUCCUGCUGAUUUCGCUAAAUACUGUCAAGGAAAUUCCAACAAGUCAAUGAAAUUGGAAUUUGAACUAAUGGAUCGGUGGAGAUCCCUUUUCCUUCACACGGAGGAUAUCCUUGUUCGUGAAAGCACCCAUCUCCAAUCAAGUCUUCUCACGUUAAAAGAUUUGAGAGACAGCUGUAAAGCUGAUUUGGAGAUGAUCACUGGGGACCCUUCGAAGAAGAAAUAGGUUUCAAGAAGUUCUCUACACCACCUGUAAGCUUUUGAUGAACUUUGUAGAAAAUCUGUAAGGUUUGCAAAUCUCGUGACAGAACUAGUGAAGACGUCUUUUAGCAAACUGAAUAACAUGAUCUUAAUUACUUUUCAUUUGAAUUUUUCUAAUGUCAGAUUUGAUGUUGAGCCAGUAAGCCCCAAUGUUCAGUGAAAUUAUGGUUGUGGGUUAAAUUCCAUUUUCCAAUUUUAUGUACCAUUGUUUAACUAUAUUGUCUUUCAUUGAUUGUGUAUGAACAUGUCUUUGGUUGACUAUGCAUGAAUAUAUUAAGCCUUGUUUCGUC